Molecule: messenger RNA, 1993 nt
Organism: Bufo bufo (common toad)
Lineage: Eukaryota; Metazoa; Chordata; Amphibia; Anura; Bufonidae
Gene: ABCD3
Product: ATP binding cassette subfamily D member 3
Exons: 20
Coding region: 53-1786 (577 amino acids)
Biological process (GO): long-chain fatty acid import into peroxisome; very long-chain fatty acid catabolic process; peroxisome organization
Cellular component (GO): peroxisomal membrane
Molecular function (GO): ATP hydrolysis activity; long-chain fatty acid transmembrane transporter activity; ATP binding
Source: RefSeq, a predicted model, not a curated record
UUAGCGACGUUCCCGGCAUGCUGCAGCUCCUGGGCCUCUCUUCACAGUGACGAUGGCGCCGGUGUACAGCAAGUACCUGACUGUCCGCAACUCCUCGGCGGCCGGGGCGGCGCUCGUCCUGCUGUACCUGCUCAGGAGGGCAGCGAGUGGGAAGAAAAAUGGGAAAACGCCAGGACAAAACAAUGAGAAAGAGGGAAAAAAGGAAAAAGCAGUCGUGGACCGACUUUUCUUUGCCAGGAUUGGCAGCAUCCUGAAAAUAUUAGUCCCUAAAACAUUAUGUAAAGAGACCGGAUAUCUGACGCUGAUAGCGAUCAUGCUGGUUGCCCGCACGUACUGUGACAUUUGGAUGAUUCAGAAUGGCACUUUUAUUGAAAGCGCAAUCAUUGGUCGCAGUAGAAAGGAUUUUAAGAAGUACCUUUUGAACUUUAUGGCCGCCAUGCCUGCCAUCUCAUUAGUGAAUAACUUCUUAAAAUUGGGCUUGAAUGAGCUGAAGUUGUGUUUCCGGGAACGGCUGACCAAGCACCUUUAUGAUGAAUAUCUGAAAUCCUUUACUUACUACAAAAUGGGCAACCUGGAUAACCGGAUAGCAAACGCUGAUCAGCUUCUUACACAGGAUGUGGAGAAAUUCUGCAACAGUGUGGUGGACCUGUACUCCAACCUGAGCAAGCCAUUUUUGGAUAUCGUCUUGUACAUCUUCAAGCUGACAAAUGCCAUUGGAGCUCAGGGGCCAGCAAGCAUGAUGGCUUAUUUGCUUGUCUCAGGACUUUUCCUUACACGCCUCAGGAGACCUAUUGGUAAAAUGACUAUUACUGAACAGAGAUAUGAAGGCGAAUACAGAUAUGUCAACUCACGGCUCAUUACCAAUAGUGAAGAAAUUGCCUUCUACAAUGGAAACCGAAGAGAAAAACUGACAAUUUACUCCGCUUUUCACAAACUGGUGGAUCAUUUGCAUAAAUUUAUUUUCUUCCGGUUUUCCAUGGGCUUUGUAGAUGACAUUAUCGCCAAAUAUUUUGCAACAGUCGUUGGUUAUCUGGUUGUCAGCCGUCCAUUCCUUGCAGUAAAUCACCCGCGACAUCUGACCAGUUCGCAUGCCGAACUCCUGGAGGAUUACUACCAGAGUGGAAGGAUGUUACUAAGGAUGUCUCAAGCACUUGGAAGGAUUGUACUUGCAGGACGUGAAAUGACCAGGCUGUCGGGAUUCACAGCCAGGAUUACAGAACUCAUGCAAGUCCUGAAAGAACUGAAUCAAGGCAAAUAUGAACGGACAAUGGUUUCUCAACAGGAAAGAGGUAAGCAUCUGCUUCCCAGGUCUGCCGGGCCGCCACCUGGGCCAGAGAUCUACUGCUCAGAAAUAAUGAUUCUCUGUGGGGAUCAGCGAUCGCAGCAGCAAUCCCUCAUCCCUAUACAGCGGAGGCGAUUGCUUCAGGUACUGAAGGAAUACCUUGAUAAUGUCCAGUUGGGGCAGAUUCUGGACCGUGAAGGUGGCUGGGAUAUUGUCCAGGAUUGGAUGGAUGUUCUCAGUGGAGGAGAGAAGCAAAGGAUGGCGAUGGCACGGUUAUUUUACCAUAAGCCUCAGUUUGCAAUCUUGGAUGAGUGUACAAGCGCGGUCAGUGUAGAUGUGGAAGAUUAUAUUUACAGCCACUGUAAGAAGGUUGGAAUAACCCUUUUCACUGUGUCACACAGAAAGUCCCUGUGGAAACACCAUAAGUACUACCUCCACAUGGAUGGACGAGGCAACUACGACUUCAAGCCAAUUACAGAUGAAACAAUUGAGUUUGGGUCUUAGAGCUCACUAUUCAGAGCCAACUCAUGGCAAAACAAAGCUAUGACCUAGUUGUUUUUUUUCCUUUCAGAUUUUUGCCUAAUUUUAAAUAAUUGAAGUCUAAUAUGUUAAUCUAAUCAUUAACACUACUGCACUAAAGUACAAUGAAUUCCUCUAUGAGGUUUAAAUCGGCAGAUCUGAUUACGCUCUACAUAAAUCAAUUGCUCAGAC